Messenger RNA from Medioppia subpectinata, 564 nucleotides. The record is from the annotation of a GenBank genome assembly. NCBI's taxonomy places the organism in Eukaryota, Metazoa, Arthropoda, Arachnida, Sarcoptiformes, Oppiidae.
CACUCAAACCUACAUGUCCUACAACUGGACGGUACGGACUAUAAGAGUUUUGAUGGCUUUGCCAAACAAGUGGCCGAUAUUGUGGGCGACAGGGGUUUGGAUACACUUAUCAAUAACGCCGGCAUUGCGUUGACUAAUAAACUAAAUGACGUGACCGCCGACGCUAUGGUCACCAACUUUGCGGUUAAUUCAGUGGCGCCACUAAUGCUAACUAAAGCUCUGCUACCGUUGAUUAAGCAAUCGGGAGCUACCAAGCGCAAAACAACCGUGGUCAACAUUUCAUCAUAUCUGGGCUCAAUCACGGAGGCUCAUAAUUUUGGACCCGUUAUGUUUUACCCGUACUGUACGAGUAAAACGUCACUUAAUAUGAUCACAAAGUGCCUGUCCGUUGAUUUGGCCACACAUGGGAUUAUUGUUAUGGCCUUAAACCCGGGCCACGUGCAGACCGAUAUGGGCGGUCCCAAUGGGGCCAUCACUGUGGAGACUAGUGUUAAUGGUAUAUUUAACGUGAUAGAUAAGUUGAAUAAUAAUGAUGCUGGCAAACUAAUCGACUACGAUGGCACC